AUGGCGUUCACAGUUCCCACUCUACACAAUGGUCACCUCGUCAGAUUCUUCUUCCUCAAUUCCUUUGCUAUAAGUUGCUUGGGUGUCCAAAGAAAUUCCUAUUCUUAUGACAACAUUGUAAAAGAAGCCCGUUGUACUGCAAAGUGCUACACCCAAGUUACACCACAUUUUAUCAACGGGAUUGAAGGAAAAAGCACCACUGAGACCUCUAGUGCACCUGUGCCUCCUGAUGGCGAACUCAUGGUACAGAAUCUCACUACUGUGGGAAAGUUUGUCGAACGUGAACAGAGUAACACGUUUGCCGUGAACGUCUCGUGGGAGCCACCAUCUUUCAAAUACAGGCGCGUUACCUAUUACAACGUGUCAUGCCAUUCCUCUGGUUAUCCACGUGAUGAGUUUCGAAGUUAUUCGAAAACCAACCUGCAAAGAACAUCAAUUAGAAUAGCGGCAAUACUGCCACGACAACUCGUCAACAUCGAGGUAACCCCCUUUUACAAUGACAAAUACAUCACAGGAAAAAGUAAGAAAACAGUGGGCAAUGCACCUGGACCAAGAACAGAUCUGGUGAAAGUUGUUGGACUGAGCCGUAAUGAACUGAUGCCCAGCUCUGAUGAAUCAUUCCGCACGACAGUGUUUUGGCAGAAACCGCUGUUCAACCACAGUGUAGUUCAAUAUUACAGAUACAGGAUAAGUAACACCUCAUCGGAAACAGUUGGGAAGAAAAAGAGGAGAGCUAUUGACCUCAACACCGACCUUACCACG
Messenger RNA from Stylophora pistillata, 762 nucleotides. RefSeq lists its product as uncharacterized. Gene Ontology annotation, molecular function: protein binding; ATP binding; transmembrane receptor protein tyrosine kinase activity. Lineage: Eukaryota; Metazoa; Cnidaria; Anthozoa; Scleractinia; Pocilloporidae. The record is from RefSeq and is a predicted model, not a curated record. Gene Ontology annotation, biological process: protein phosphorylation; cell surface receptor protein tyrosine kinase signaling pathway; multicellular organism development. Gene Ontology annotation, cellular component: signaling receptor complex; plasma membrane.